Messenger RNA from Triplophysa rosa, 3488 nucleotides. It is a transcript of the gene lg16h6orf47, whose product is annotated as linkage group 16 C6orf47 homolog. Lineage: Eukaryota; Metazoa; Chordata; Actinopteri; Cypriniformes; Nemacheilidae. The transcript has 2 exons. The coding region runs from base 1010 to 1921 and encodes 303 amino acids. The record is from RefSeq and is a predicted model, not a curated record.
AAUAUUUGAGCUCGCUCGAGCAAGUAAACCUGGGCCUGCACGUCAUGAAUAUCAUCACACUUUUAAAAAUUAACAUACACAUCUUUAGGUUUCACGGGUCGUAUAUAACAAACUAACCAGUUUUGUUUCUACGUCACCAGGCACAGUAAACAAGCCACCAAGCUCGCGCACAGGAAGCACAUAAUUCCAUUUUUUACGCUUCCCGGUGAUAUCUGUUGGGGCGGCGGAUUUUUAUUUUGUUGGAAUUACACUGUAUUUGAUUUUAUCAUUGUGGCGAGAACUUUAUUCGUUAAAAGGAUUUAUUUCGCCCAUUUCUGUACCGGGUGGAUGUGAACAGAAGUGUGAAGUUGGCCUCGAUAAGUGAAACUCAACCGACCGACAGAAGCAGAGCAACUGUGAUGUUCGUAGGCUGUAUGUGGAUCAGCUCUUAGUGUUUUAUUUAUGAUAAAACUAAAGCUUUUCAUCGCAGAUAUGUCUCAUAGUACGUCGUCAGAAUUUCAAGUGACAUUGUAAAGCGUUUACAGUCGUCGAGUUUAGCAACGGCUUGUUCAGGCAUGUUAACUGAAGCCGUUUCGCCCGAGGAAAAUGUUUUUAACGCCGUCUAAUGUACAACAUUGAACUAAAAUCCUACUGCCACUAUGAUAUUUUUGAGUUCAUCUAUUUAAUUAUUUUAACAAUAUAUUAUUUUAAUAUCUUUUUUGUCAUUGUGUGAUUUGGUCGGGUGUGCCCAGCUACAGUAAGUUAACGUUAGUUUGUUUCGAUUUGAUGUUCAGUAACACCUCAAUACAGGUUUGAUGAGACAUUUUUUUCGUAAAUAUUUUUUAUAACGUUAACAAAAUUUCUGAUGUGUGUGAAUACACUGGCAGUGUAACACGUUUUAGACAUUUGACAGCUUCGUAGUAAAUAGUGAUUGGCGCUGUACACGAACACAACGAAAUAUUUGUAUAAUUAAUAUACAGACACUUUAAUGUUUUAGCUUCUUAGUACACAAUAAAGAAACAAUACAGUCAUGACAGCUGUUCUAGGGCGAGUUUGGGGGUGGGUAAAUCCAACCAAUCUGUACUCCACCUGGGGCAGUAAGACCAAGCCCUUGACAACUGACAGUCAGAAUAAAAGCAAGUGGGGCUUAUGGGGACUCACUUCCUGGGUUUGGGGUCGCGAGAAAGCCACAAACUUAAAGACUGAGGAAUUCUGGACGAAGGGGGAGAACAUCAAACCUUUGGAAAUAGAAGAGCUGAGAGCAAUCAGGCCUGAGGUUGAGAUCGAGAGAGUGGGAGGCCAAAGCUCUUCCAGCUGGUGGAGAUGGCUGCAUCCAUCCACCUACAUUUACUGGCCCAGAUGGUUGACAUCCACUGGGCUCAGAAAACAAAAAUGUGCUGGGAGGACUGAAGGGAGUUGGGAUUUUGAUGAAGUCGAUGGGGAGUCCGACUAUGGAACCCCUCCACCAUCUCCAACACCGCUCUCCCGGAAGGAAUCUGCAUUCCAGUUCUUCUCUCGCUCGUGGACGGGAGAGGUUUUACCAGAACACUACGAGAUUUGCUUUAACUUCCUCCGACACCUCUUUGACUUGUUUGUGGUGGGCUUCCUGACAACGGUGUCCCCUCCGUCCAAGUUCAUUUUGGAUGUUCUGGGGGUCCAGGGCGCCCUGAAACUGUGGCUCCAUGGCAUGGCCUUGUUUCUUGUAGCAUCUGUCGGGAUGGCCGGGCUGCUGUGGGUGGUGCAGGAAUACCUGAUUCUGUUUGCUUUGAUCUACGGGAUCGUGCAAGCUCUGGUCAUCUCUGUCAGUGCACGCCAGAGUGAAUCUGAGGAGAAGGAGAGCGAUGAGAAAGGUGAUGAUGAGGUGGAGGAGGAGGAAGACAAUGAGGACACAGUGGAGCAGAAUGUCCCGCAGCAGACAGUCGAAACAAAGAAGUUAAAAUAAGGAGUUCACACUAAGUUCCUGGGAAAAGUGUUUUGGCAUUCUGAUUGAUCCUGCAUUGAGAUCUUUGAUUUGGAUACUACGGAUAGACAUCAUCACUCCAAAAGGCCACUGAGAGAACGAAGAAGGUCAUUAAUCUACCAGCACCUCUUUCUCCACCACUGGAAGAUAUUAUUUUCCUAACAUUCAAAUUAGGGUUUUAAUAUGUCUAAAUCUAUGGUAGUAUACCACAUUGCACACCAGCAAAAGGAUAAGUGAUUAUAACUGCAGUCUAUUGACAGCAAGUCACACCAUUACAUUGAGGAGAGAAGGCUGUCAGGAGUCGGCCUGCACAAUACACAUGAACAAAAAAGGACUAUGUUACAGAACCGAAGAACCAGCAUUGAUCGAUUGAUUGUCAGGGAAUUGUAUUGACUGUAUAAAAAGACACAAGAUUGUCCGUUGAAGCUUGGUGACUCCACAUUGUAUGUACUGUACAUCUGCAUGGGUCACUUUAGUCGUAGCUAACAGUUUUCUCUUACUGGGUUUUUGGAGUGUUCAUUUCCUGUCUGAAAGCUAAUGUCCUGUUAUGUUUAAUGGAUCAGGUCCAUUGUUACUCCCAUCAUUUAUGCAGUCCAUUAGUCAAAUCACUCACAUGUGUUGGUGAACUUGGAAGUGAAUUACAAAGAAAAAUCUUAAUCCAUUUAUACAACAAACAGAUAAGUGACCACUACAUUAUUUUGGAACAUUAUAAUUUAUCCUAUUUCAUUUAACUUGGUGUUACAAUGGGUACGUAAAUUGUUUGGUAUACCUUAUGCUUUGGGUGUGUCAUGAAAACCACUCAUCGUUUGACUUAUAUUUAUAUACGCUCUUUUACAACAUCAACUCGUUGUCUUCAAGUUUUAAUAUUCAUUCAUUUAUAUUUUAGUUCAUUUUCAUGUUGUUCUGAAUGCUUCUGUUGUGCCUAACAGUACCUGGUACAUUGGCCAGUUUAGUUCGAAUCGUGGGUAUAGAAAUUAAAAGUGGUUUUGCACAACGGUGUACUGACAGCUGAAUACCUAAUGCUUUGUUGCACAAACGUGUCUGGCGUGCUUGCAAGAAUAGCUUUCUCUUACUGAACUGCUUUAUCUAUGCAUGAUUAGCAUAACCCAGCUCUCAGCCAAUGAAAAGCUUUGUAUCUUGUGAAACGCUUGUCUUUUGUUGUAAAUGUCCUGUUUACUUCAGGGUACUGGCUUAUGAAUUUCUAGAUUAUUCAUAUGUUAUUUAAACAUGAAAAACUAGUGUUAGAAAUGUUUGUUCUUUGGACCUUUUUGAACAAUGCAAGAAUAUGUGCAACCUUUGAAAUGUCUUUUCUUUUGUAAGUCUUGCGUUCAUUGUAGUGCGGGUCACAGCUGUGAAUAUAAAUGUCUGCUGUAUAGUCGAAUGGAUUGAUGCUCUAGCCUGACCGAGGGGAGAUGGGUUGAUGUUUGGUGACAGAGAUCUACAUUUCUUAAUUUACAUGUCCAGUUCUUAAGUGCUGUACACUGAGGCUUUAAUCGUCUUCACAGCUAAAAUAAACAUUCUCACAUUUAAUAUAUCAUGUUUGGAGUUU